GAGACUCUAUUUUAAUGCCUGGCGAUACUGCAACUGCAUGUAUACAGCCUGUGCAUCUUGUGUGGCACCAUAAGUGCGUGAAUGAAGGACGUACCAGGGACCUCGUGAUGGAGUUUAUGUUAAACAGAAGGGCCAGAAUGACCUGGUGGAAGAAUUCGCCUCAUGGUUCGAAUCAAUCUUGAAAGAGAGUAAACGGCAUAUUGCAGAUGCAACAAACAUACGCAAAAUAACAGGAACCUCUGCUCUUGUCAAGACUAUAAUACGAGCAAAAGCGCUUGAGACACGCACUUUUUAAACUUCCGUGUCAUGUUCGUUCCCCGGAUCUGCACUUCACAUGUGUGAAACAUUUUUAUAUUCGAGUUUCACGCCCAGACGUCUUGUUUCGGUCUCUUUUAAAUCUUCUCCUCCCCCCCAAAUAAAAACAUCGUAUUUGUCAAAUAAAGACUCGGAGGAACGAGUCUUCGAAUAAAUUUUCUACAUUUCCUCUCAACAUCUGGAAGACAGCUUAUUAGUCACUUUUGGCCUUUACCGCUUCCAAAAUCAAAUCCUUCACCGGCAGAAUAAUCGUAAUCUCAGACAACAUCACACUCCUUCGACUAUCAUGACCAUAUCCGCACCCCAGCGACCUCCUCCUCUCCAAACAGGCGCAACACCACCAGCCUCCACGCACAAAUCUCAAAUCCGUGAAAAGGUUUGGGAAGAACUGCGCCAUGUAGCUAUACCAGACUCAAGGUUCGACCAUGAUUACUCUUCAUUCAUAUGCGAUUUCGUGGGUUCCAAUGAUGCAGGCCGUCACUUAAUUAGUUUAGACUGUUACAUAUCUGCCGAAACGAUAUUUAUCGCCCCCGACAAUUGUUUGCAGGAACUGCGAUGUCAGGCGCUGAAAGAUGGGAAGAUUGUCAUCUGUACAACAUAUGGGAUUCGACGGGGAUUUUUCCUGCUGAAUCCUAAGGAAAUACCGGAACGCAAAUGGGAGGUUGCGAGUUAUUUGGAUGGCAUGGAAAGAUAUGGGAGACAUGUUACGUUGACUGCGAUACGAAGCGAGGGAUUAAGAAUACCAUUGAUGGUUACAGGGACUGGCGCCAUAAAUUACAAAGGUCUUCGUUUUGGAAAGGGGCAUGGAUUUUUCGAUUUAGAAUGGGGGAUGUUAUAUUCGAUAGGGGCUGUGAAUAAGGAUACGAAAACGAUAGCGUUAGUCCAUGAAUGCCAGGUAUUGGAGGAAGAAUUUAAAGGCGAUCAGUGGGAUGCAGGAUGCGAUUAUGUGAUUACGAAUAAAAGAAUCAUCACCGUUGCUGGAGCGGCAAAACCGGGUUAUGGCAUUAUAUGGGACAAGUUGGAUAGAGGAAUGUUGGAGGAUAUCGAGUCGCUGAGAGAGCUGAAGAAUAUCAUCUCGCCGCCGGAAUUGAAAUCUCCGCAGGAGCAUAUGGAUUUCUCAGAAGAGGCGAGGUUGUAUAUGGAUUACGCAAGUUUUGAUUUUUAAAGCGAGGAGUGGGAUAGGAAUGCAUAUUGAGCGAUUUAGGUUAAUAAUGGUUGGCAGUGUGUUCAUGCCAGGUUGGGUUCAAUAUAUUGCUUGAAUGGCUGGCUAUAGCACUUUUACACAAUGUUCUCAAUGUGAAUAGUGACAGCAAGCGCUCGACCACUGCUAUCCAGAUAUUUGAAUGAGAAUUUCAACAGGCGACUGUACUGUACAAUGUGAUGUAUUGACAACUAGGUGGUGAAAUAUGCGUGUGUUGAUCUAACAGUCACUUGCGCGUCAAAGUAAAGACGGAAAGAAGGGUUGGAGGGCCGGAGAACUUGAAAUUUAAUCUUCUAUGCCUGAGAAAAUGUAAAGGCGAAUAAUUUUGAAUCUGAAAAAUAAGAGACGGGAGUUUAUCAAUGUAUAGCCACAACAAGGUGGCAUUAAUGGUUCAGUCCAAGAUAUACCAGAAUAAUAUUUCAGACGUCCUCUAUAAUCCA
Molecule: messenger RNA, 1956 nt
Organism: Botrytis cinerea B05.10
Lineage: Eukaryota; Fungi; Ascomycota; Leotiomycetes; Helotiales; Sclerotiniaceae
Exons: 1
Coding region: 602-1480 (292 amino acids)
Cellular component (GO): cytoplasm
Source: RefSeq, a predicted model, not a curated record